AAAAAUCCUGAACGGAUCAGUUUGCGUUUCUCUGUACGCUACGUUAGCCUCAUCGGCCACCGUAUGAGAAGCUACACUAGCUGGGGAUCCGUUUCUAAAAGUUUCGUUCAGGGCAAAAGGCGAUGCUGUCGGUCCUUCUCAGAUCAGCUCUGCCUAAAUACUGCAGGUUGUGGCGACCUGGCCCGGUCAGAACCAUGUCGUCCUCAGACGGGCCCACGGCGCCGUUCACCGCGCUGGCCGUCAGCCGGCCGGCCGAGUCCGUCACGCACGUCCAGCUGCACCGACCCGCCAAGCGCAACGCCAUGAACAAAGCCUUCUGGAGUGAGAUGGUGGAGUGUUUCCAGCAGAUCUCUGAUGACCAGGCCUGCAGGGUGGUGGUGAUUUCUGGAGCAGGGACGAUGUUCACAGCAGGGAUCGACCUGAUGGACAUGGCGGCCGACAUUGUGCAGCCGGAGGGCGACGACACGGCGCGGAUCGCCUGGAACCUCAGGAAGCUGAUCAGGAGGUACCAGGAGACGUUCUCCGUCUUGGAGAAGUGUCCAAAGCCGGUGGUGGUGGCGGUCCACGGAGCCUGCAUCGGAGGAGGCGUUGACCUGAUCACAGCCUGUGACAUUCGGCUGUGCACCCAGGACGCCUGGUUCCAGGUCAAGGAAGUGGACAUCGGUCUGGCAGCGGACGUAGGAACGCUGCAGCGGCUUCCAAAAGUGAUCGGCAGCCGCAGCCUGGUGAACGAGCUGGCUCUGACCGCCAGGAAGAUGUACGCUGACGAGGCCAAGAGCAGCGGACUGGUCAGCCGAGUGUUUCCAGAUCAGGAAGCCAUGAUGGCCGGCGCGCUGGAGAUGGCGGCGGAGAUUGUGGCCCGCAGCCCGGUGGCCGUGCAGGGAACCAAAAUCAACCUGAUCUACUCCAGAGAUCACGGCGUCGCCGAGGGACUCGACUACAUGGCGACCUGGAACAUGAGCAUGCUGCAGACCCAGGAUGUGAUGAAGUCGGCUCAAGCCGCCAUGGAGAAGAAAAGCCCCAAAGAGACGCUUUUCUCCAAACUCUGAGCCUCACUGCUGACGGUUUUAAUCUCCAGAUUAUUCUCUUCAGCCACCAGAUUAACACCGACCUCCUGGAUGAUCGCUUUGGGUUCUCUAAUCUUUAUAACUUAGGUUUCUUUUUGCAAACCAAUUAUGUUUCUUUAAUAAACUCAUCUGAAUGAA
Molecule: messenger RNA, 1205 nt
Organism: Xiphophorus couchianus (Monterrey platyfish)
Lineage: Eukaryota; Metazoa; Chordata; Actinopteri; Cyprinodontiformes; Poeciliidae
Gene: ech1
Product: enoyl CoA hydratase 1, peroxisomal
Exons: 11
Coding region: 123-1049 (308 amino acids)
Cellular component (GO): mitochondrion
Molecular function (GO): delta(3,5)-delta(2,4)-dienoyl-CoA isomerase activity
Source: RefSeq, a predicted model, not a curated record